Ictalurus furcatus (blue catfish) is the source of this 1521-nucleotide messenger RNA. It is a transcript of the gene fhl2a, whose product is annotated as four and a half LIM domains 2a. The record is from RefSeq and is a predicted model, not a curated record. The coding region runs from base 222 to 1061 and encodes 279 amino acids. Lineage: Eukaryota; Metazoa; Chordata; Actinopteri; Siluriformes; Ictaluridae. Gene Ontology annotation, molecular function: transcription coregulator activity. Gene Ontology annotation, cellular component: Z disc; nucleus. The transcript has 6 exons.
GCCUCAUGCUGUAAAAGAGCAGAGGACAGAGGAGCAGGGUGGAUGUGUGUGAGAGUCACAGACUGGACACACACACACACACACACACACACACACACACAGCAGGACAGUGAGGACAGCUGGCAGUGUGUGAGAUGCGUUAUGGCGUCACAGGGCUCAUGGCAGGGAUAAGCAGAGGAGCUUAACACAGCCAGGAACGAGAGAGUUGCAGAUGACGAACGAUGACGGAGCGCUACGACUGUCACUACUGUAAGGAGUCCCUGUUUGGGAAAAAGUAUGUCCUGCGGGAGGAGAACCCUUACUGUGUAAAGUGCUAUGAGAGCCUGUACUCCAACACCUGUGAGGAGUGCAAGAAGCCUAUAGGUUGCAACAGCAGGGACUUGUCAUAUAAGGACCGCCACUGGCAUGAGGACUGUUUCCAUUGCUUCCAGUGUAAGCGCUCGCUGGUGGACAAACCGUUCUCCACCAAGGACGAGCAGCUGCUCUGUACCGAGUGCUACUCCAAUGAGUAUUCCUCCAAGUGUCACGACUGCAAGAAGACCAUCAUGCCUGGUUCCAGGAAGAUGGAGCAUAAGGGCAACAGCUGGCAUGAGACCUGCUUCACCUGCAAGCGCUGCCAGCAGCCCAUUGGUACCAAGAGCUUCAUCCCCAAGGACAACAACAACUAUUGCGUGCCCUGCUAUGAGAAGCAGUUUGCUAUGCAGUGUGUGCACUGCAAGAAGCCCAUCACCACUGGAGGCGUGACCUAUCAUGACCAGCCGUGGCACAAGGACUGCUUCCUGUGCACCGGCUGCAAGCAGCAGCUCUCUGGGCAGCGCUUCACGUCUCGUGAUGACUUUGCCUACUGCCUCAACUGCUUCUGUAACCUGUACGCCAAGAAGUGUGCCUCCUGCACUUCUCCAAUCAGUGGGCUUGGAGGGAGCAAGUAUAUCUCGUUUGAGGAGCGCCAGUGGCACAACGACUGUUUCAACUGCAAGAAGUGCUCGGUAUCUCUCGUGGGCCGAGGCUUCCUGACUGAGAGAGAUGACAUCCUGUGCCCCGAGUGUGGCAAAGACAUCUAAGAACUCAUAUAAGUAGAGAAACAAAAAACUAAAGCAUAGCAGCAUGGGAAAUCCUGAUACACUUAUAUAAACUCUAGUCAUAGCCAUGGAUUUUAGCACCACUGAUUAUAAAGGUGUAUUAUGUUAGAACAGGCAAAUGAACUUUAUCCUUUAUCCUCAACAACAGCUUCAGCACUCGAGUUGUGAAUACGAUAAAAUUUCACCAGAUAUAUUUUUACCUACAUGUUUAUUUCCUUUACGGCAUGAGAAAGAAGAGCUACAGAAUAAAGAGUAAUAACAAUCCAGAAAAAUAUUAGCUUUUGAACUUUAAAAAAUAAAGAUUAUGAUUAUGUUGCAUAUUAACACACUAACCAAUUUAAAAUGAACUCUUGAUAGUGCGCCUUUAUGAGUUCCUAGUUUUCCACGAUCAUCUAAUACAUUGCAAUAAAUAAAAUAAAGAGCAAUAAGAUUCUGCCUGGAA